Molecule: messenger RNA, 1225 nt
Organism: Heterobasidion irregulare TC 32-1
Lineage: Eukaryota; Fungi; Basidiomycota; Agaricomycetes; Russulales; Bondarzewiaceae
Gene: ppt3
Product: prenyltransferase
Exons: 7
Coding region: 67-1047 (326 amino acids)
Biological process (GO): ubiquinone biosynthetic process
Cellular component (GO): mitochondrial inner membrane
Molecular function (GO): 4-hydroxybenzoate polyprenyltransferase activity
Source: RefSeq, a predicted model, not a curated record
GCAGCUCUCCCCCCUGCAUUGCUCAAAGCUACCACCUCCCAUUUCGACAAGUCGAUACCAUCCAUCAUGGCCCCCACUGAUGCGACCCCACUCGUCAAGAAAAAUGCUGAGAAGCUGCCUUUCCCUCUCGGCCUCGUCUCCCCAGGUGUCCGACCUUACCUGGAGCUCAUUCGCUUCCACAAACCUACAGGAACAAUCUUGAUGUUCUGGCCUUUCGCAUGGGGCUUGACUUUGGCGGCGUAUCGCACUGAACUUCCUCUCAAUCGUUAUUGGGUUGAACUCGCGAAGUCUCUUUUUGCUGCUUUCAUUGUUCGUGGGUCGGCAUGUACGAUCAAUGACAUUUUCGACCGAGAAUUCGACGCAGGGGUCGAAAGAACAAAGGGUCGCCCCUUAGCUAGCGGUCGUGUUUCUGUUUUUGCUGCAGUCGUAUACCUCAUCAUUCAAUACAUAAUCGGGAUCAUGGUUUACGUCUCCUACAAUGACAUCGCUCUAUACGCCGCCAUCCUCCAGCUCCUUCCUCUAUUCCUCAUAUAUCCUCUCAUGAAGCGAAUCACAUAUUGGCCGCAGGCAUGGCUGGGCAUUUGCAUGAACUUCGGUCUUGUCGUUGCUUGGGCGGCAGUUACUGGUGGCCUUGACACCCAGCUGCUCGCUGUGUUGAUGGCGGGGACUUGGGGAUGGACCAUGCACUACGAUACCAUCUAUGCAUGCCAGGACCGUCGUGAUGACAUCAAGGUCGGUGUCAAGUCGACUGCAGUUAUGCUCGGCGACUACGUCCGCCCCUUCUGCUUCGUCCUCUCUAUGAUGUUCAUCGGCACCCUGUACUACGCUGGCAUCCUCAAUCACCAGACUCCUUAUUACUUCUGGAUUUCCGUUGGUGGCACCGCACUUCACAUCCUUUAUCAAUACGCCACUGUGGACCUCGAUUCGCCAGACAGCUGUGGUCUUAACUUCAUCCGCAAUGGCCACUUGGGAUGGAUCACCUGGGCGGGUAUGAUGGUUGAUUAUCUUGUCAAAAUCGACCAGCUUCCCGUCAAGCUGCCUUUCUGAUUCUUUUUAUGCCUUUCGUUUGCGUGCGAUUUGUGAUCAGAGUUUCGUCUGGAGACGGCCCAUCUAGAGAGCGCCAUCGCUGGCACUAUGAAAAUUCCUGAAUCUGUUACAUGUGUUCACUAUGCGCCUCCCUUGUUGUAAAGAAUACUGUCUAAUGAUCAACCAGAGCCUGACUAUC